This is a messenger RNA of Rhizophagus irregularis DAOM 181602=DAOM 197198, 1088 nucleotides long. NCBI's taxonomy places the organism in Eukaryota, Fungi, Glomeromycota, Glomeromycetes, Glomerales, Glomeraceae. The record is from RefSeq and is a predicted model, not a curated record.
AUGGCGAACAUGUCUAAAGUUUACUGCGAGAAAAUAGAUCUCAAAAAUCUAGACCUUAAGAAGGUUUAUACCUUCGAAGAGUUCGAGUACAUAAACGACCAACUUAAGACUCGCACUAUACAACUUAACGGAAAACCAUUUUGCAACUGGAACUUCGAAACCCAUCAAAAUGGAGGCGUUACCUCUUCGCAAGGUGGCUUUGAUUUUAAUGUCGGGGGACAGAGAACAAUUCGAGCACCCGACGUUUCUUUCACUCCAAAACAAACAGACCGCGGUUUGAACGCACUACAAAAUUGGACCUUCCAAGGUCAACCCUUCACCCCAAUAUUUGUUGUUGAGGUUGAUUUUAUUGAAAGUGAAGCACAAUUCCAAGUAUUUGACGAUAGAUUCAGAAAUGAAAUUUUUGCACAGGGAACAUCUGUGGAGUUAGGAUUUCUAGUUAGCAUCGGCCAAGAUAAUAACGGCCAACUGGCGGGAACUAUCCAUUCGUGGAGAUGGUACGAAAAUAGUAAUGCUGUACGUCAUUAUGAACAUGGAUGGCGAAAUAUGGAUACCAGGGUCGGCGGUCGAGAAAUUCUUCCAGGCUUCGAAUUGAAUGUUAGGAUGAUUGAAGAAUCUAUUUCGCAACAAGAUUCAGGUUCAUCAUCGUCGGAUGAUGAUAAUACUAGCUUUUCUUGUCCUAAAUGUACGAAAACCUUUACUAAUAAUCACAGAUUUAUGAAGCAUUUUCAAAUGGAACAUGCACUUAAACGACGUACAUGAUCUUAAUGUUGCUAAUUUUUUAUGUGCAGUAAUUUGAUUAUGUAAUAUUCAUCUUGUAGAAAUUUCGCAUCAUCUAACAACAAUGCCAUUUCUAUUUUUCCAUGUAAUAAUAUACUGUAUUAAAUGCAGAUCAAUUAUAGUACACACAAAUUCAACUACUGCGCCCAGCGGUCAGAUUUUUCAUUUUGGUGUAUUAAAGUAUAAAUAAUAAAAAAAGGUUUGACCAGUGCCAGGGGAGCUAGGGUGAUACCUGUGAUACGAUAUACGUCAUGCCAUAAAUCGCAAUACCGCAUGUAAAUAUAGCCACUAUAUAAAUCCCCGAUAUG